AGUCACAUGACUUAGUGAUGUAUCACAUGACUAGAUCUGAGUCCCUUAUUAUACCUCAAUGGGUACCUUAUAUGACUGUGUCCUGACAUUUUGUGAAGCUACUCUGGAAGCAGUCAAGUUUGAUUGCAUUGAAGAAGAAGAAGAUAGCACAAGAGAAAACACCAAGGAAUGUCUUCUUGAAAUGCUAGAAAUGAGUAUUAACUAUCUUGAUCUGGUGAGUAACGAUGAAGCAGUCACUCUUAGGUGCACAUUAUGGGAGAUUCUUGUGAUACUUAGCAAUAAGCAAGAAAAUAGAGAACAGAGAAGAGGAAGACCCAAAAUUGUGAUUGCUAGAGAUCGACUAUUAUUCUUGAGAGAUUGUGGUUUUAAGAUGAACGAUAUAUCUGUUAUUUUUGGAUGCAGUCGAAGAACUGUUGAGAGACGAUUAUUGGAAUAUGAUAUUCCUCGCCAAUGUGAUAUGUACGCAUCCAUUACCAAUGCUGAAUUGGAUGAAAAGGUUUUACGCAUAGUGUCCAUGUUCCCCAUGUGCGGUCAGAAAUCGGUCGAUGGUAGAUUAAAGAGUGAAGGUUUGAGAAUGUCUCGUAAAAGAAUAAGAGAGUCUCUGAGAAGAGUUGAUCCAUUUGGGGUGGAGUCUCGUGCAAGAGGUGUUCUUCGCCGACGAAGAUACCAUGUUGAUUCCCCAAAUGACCUGUGGCAUAUUGAUGGAUACCAUAAGUUGAUCAGAUGGCGACUCGUUAUCCACGGAGGUAUUGAUGGUUUUAGCCGCCUCAUAAUGUUCUUGAAAGUAUCUUCAAACAAUAGAGCUGAAACUAUGUUCCAAGCAUUUGAACAAGGAGUUACAGAGUUUGGGCUGCCCUCGCGUAUCCGAAUGGACAAGGGCGGUGAAAAUGUUGAGGUUGCACGGUAUAUUGUUGAAGAGAGAGGAGUUGGGCAUGCCAUAGCUGGUCGUAGCGUGCACAAUCAGAGAAUAGAAAGGCUUUGGAGAGAUCUUUUUUCAGGAUGUAUCAGUUUCUUUUACUAUUCUUUCUACUUUUUAGAGGACUGUGGGCUUCUUGACAUACAGGAUGAGCGCGACAUUUAUGCUUUACAUUUCUCAUUUCUUGGAGUGAUUCAAGACCAACUGAACAACUUUAUGCUUGGUUGGUCCAAUCAUGGGCUAAGAACUGAGCAUGGAAAAUCUCCUAUGCAACUUUGGGUGUCUGGUCUGCUGCAAACAAGAACAGUAAAUCCUGAACACGAGGCACUAAGUGGACUGCAUGAGGAAUCUGAAGCUUAUGGGAUAGAUGUUGAUGGGCCUGUACCACUCAACGGAGACCAAACAGUUGUUGUUGAAGACAUUGACGAUCUAUUAUCCAGUGAACAAAAACAUGUACUUAGGCAAGAACUAGCCCAAAUUGAUUGCAAUUCUCAAGAAGGAAUUGUGUCUAUGUUUUCAUUAGCAAAAGCUUAUAUUUGUAUGUUUUCAUUAGCAAAAGCUUAUAUUUGUGACUGUCAUUAAUAAUUAUUAAAGAUA
Halichondria panicea is the source of this 1513-nucleotide messenger RNA. RefSeq lists its product as uncharacterized. The coding region runs from base 59 to 1498 and encodes 479 amino acids. Gene Ontology annotation, biological process: DNA integration. The transcript is spliced from 2 exons. The record is from RefSeq and is a predicted model, not a curated record. Gene Ontology annotation, molecular function: nucleic acid binding. Lineage: Eukaryota; Metazoa; Porifera; Demospongiae; Suberitida; Halichondriidae.